UCCUCGAUCGUAUUCGCAACCUCGCAGGCAAUUGUAUUGAUCUUCAAGGAUUCUUAGUUUUCUAUUCCUUUGGAGGUGGUACUGGUUCUGAAUUGAGUGUUUUGCUUUUAGAACGUCUCACUGACGAUUACGGAAAGAGUCUAAACUAG
Dentiscutata heterogama is the source of this 149-nucleotide messenger RNA. The record is from the annotation of a GenBank genome assembly. NCBI's taxonomy places the organism in Eukaryota, Fungi, Glomeromycota, Glomeromycetes, Diversisporales, Gigasporaceae.